Molecule: messenger RNA, 1710 nt
Organism: Saprolegnia parasitica CBS 223.65
Lineage: Eukaryota; Oomycota; Saprolegniomycetes; Saprolegniales; Saprolegniaceae
Exons: 4
Coding region: 50-1639 (529 amino acids)
Molecular function (GO): lipid binding
Source: RefSeq, a predicted model, not a curated record
UCGAAGAGUAACGACGCCGUGUCACGCCCGGAGGCCGCCACUUGUCAAGAUGCACUUCGCCGUCGGAGGCUUGAGCAACGAGGCGACGCGCGAGCUCACGGCCGUCGCCAAGCGGUCCUCGAGCGCGCUCCUCAGCGUCGCGCUGCGUUCGCAGGACUCGCCCAUCGUGUGGGCCCGCGCCGGCGCCGCCGAGAACGUCCAGCUCUUCUCGGGCGAGGCCAAGGUGCCGAGCCGCCUCGCGCCGCUGCAGUACAUGUGCGCCCACACGCAGGUGCACGCGACGCUAUCGGCGCUCAUGCCGCUCAUGUUGUACCUUCCGCUGCACGGCGACUUUCGCCGGUACGUCCACGACUCGGUGGUCAUCAACAGCCACACGCUCUUCGACAUUGAGAAGCCCGAGCUCGCGCAGCCCUACCGCGCGACGAGCAUCAACUGGAUGUCGAUCCGCAGUGCGUCGUCGCUCAUGCAGAACCGCGACUUUGUCUACGUCCAGCACCAAGACGAGCUCGAAGGGCCGACGAAAGGGUGGGUUUCGUGCAUGCACUCGGUCAACCUUCCGUCGUGCCCGCCAUUGUCGGACCGCCACAGUCUCGUCCGCGGCGGCAUUUACUCGUCCGGCUUUGUCUUCCGCGCGUCCAAGCGACCGGGGAUCCUCGACGCCGUCUUCGUGCUGCAAGUGGACUUUAAAGGCAAAGCGCCGCGCCUCCUCUGCACGAGCACGCUCAAGCAGUGGGCCACGAGCCUCGGCCGCAUCGCUGCGUACUUUGCACGACCCAGGCAUCUCGUGCGCCCGAGCUUUGCGCUCGUGGACGGCGACGACGACGAGGUCCGGCGCAAGUCGGACGUCUGCCGCGUCUGCGACCAAGCGCUCAGCGGCUUCCGCAUCGAGAAGGAGACGUGCCGCAAGUGCCAAGUGCAAAUCUGCAGCAAGUGCGCCGUGUGGAGCGAGGUCGAGCUCGACGUCGUCGGCAUUCUCAAGGUGCUCGUGUGCACGCCCUGCGCCGUCAAGGAGCAGCACCGCCUCCAGUCGCUCCUCGAAAGUGCAUUGCCCAAAGCCAAGCCCAUUCGCGCCAGCAUGCCAGCCGCGGCUGUCAGCGUCUCGGCGACCCCGGCCGCUUGGACCUCGAGCAGCAAGAUGCGGUCGCUGAGUCUCUUCGACGAGGGCCUCGGGUCUUCGACGGCUGACGACGCCAAGGGCAUGAUCCCGCUGCGCUACUCGCCCGCGCGGCAGUCGUAUCAAGAAGUGCCCUGCGAGCCGCGCCGGUCCCGCGCGUCGCUGCCCACCGCCGGCGUGCGCUCGUCGAUCAUCGAGCUCAACGACGUGUACACCAAGCCGAUCGUCGCACCCCGUUUUGUGCUCGGACGGCACGCGAGCGACUGCUCUCUCUCCGAGAUCAAGCGCGCGCAGCUCCAGCGAACGUCCCUGUCGCUGCCCGUUGCCGAGCCCGACGACUCGACGCGCUGUGUGUACGACGACCCGGACUCGUCGUGGCGGCCGCUCGACACAAUUUCAUCGACGGGCGCGCGCGCCGCCUCCGAGAGCGACGACUCGGACACACCAAGCAUGGUCCAGCUCUACACCCUUCGCGGGUCCCGACUCGACACGACCGACGCCGUGGUGUCCGGCUGCCUCUUGUAGUUCCACGCUCGUCCUAUUUACUACUACGCACAACGCAACCCUAACCCUACCGCAAGCAACGUCGGCCUCCU